GCCUCUACAAAGCAUGCAUAUACACUUCAAUUUCACGUGUCACAUGGACCCAUAUAUUUCCCACAAGGACAAAGUUAAUUUCUCAAAUGAAAUCUAAACCGGCCCUCCAGUCUCCCCACACAAAUCUGUAAGUAGAUAUGCAAUCCUUACAUUCUGACAAAGAUUGAAUUGAGAUCACAGUCCAGAAUUCAUGUGAGCAGAGACUUUUGGUAUGGGCAUACCCUUUCAUUGGAGGCAGAGAAAUAAGUGCAUACCCUCUUUUUUUUCCCUAAAAAUGGAUGGAUGAUCUUAAUAUGGCUGGUGAGAAAAAUUUUAAGAGAAUAUUUUUUAUCUUUGGUGAAAAAGGAGGGGGUUGUGGUUGCAACUAUUAGAAAAAAGUACAAAGAUUUGUGAAAUCUUUCUUUUCUUGUUACUUUUGUCUUCAACUUGGCAAAAUAUGAGAUGGCUUCUCUUAUAUAACUAAAGAGAAGAUCCACAAAAGGAGGAAUACAAAAGAAAAAUCCUAAAACUCUUCAACCCCAAGAAGCCAGUCUUCAUACGGAUUCUCAAAACAGAAAAUAGGUUGACUAAGCCACCCAAAUCAUACCCCCCCCCCCAAAUUCAAUUCUAUUCUGAACUUCAUUUCCCUGUCCCUUAUAUAAAUCAUCCUUCUGCUCUUGCUCUCAAGGAGAAACAAGCCAUCUUCCUCUUUUAAAUGUAAAAAUGAGAUAUCUACCCAUCAAUUCCCUCAGAGAUAACAACACGCUAUUUGUAAGAAGCUUCAUUAUAUUGUUACUUACCUGCAUAACUGUCAGAAUCAACCUUUGCUUUUCCAGCACCAAUAUCCCUUCUUCAUUAAGAUUGCUUUCCCUCGAUGGGCAUUUCAAUUUUGACGAUGUUGACCAUGCAGCCAGAGAUUUUGGCAAUAGGUUCCAAUUUCGUCCUUCAGCAGUACUCCAUCCGAAGUCGGUUUCUGAUAUCGCCAAUACCAUAAAGCAUAUAUGGCAAAUGGGUCCUCAUUCAGAGAUCAAAGUUGCAGCUAGAGGCCAUGGCCACUCACUUCAGGGCCAGUCACAAGCCCACAGAGGCAUCGUCAUCCACAUGGAGUCGCUCCAAGGCUCUAAAAUGCAGGUCCAUGCGGGAAAUCUUCCAUAUGUGGACGUCUCUGGUGGUGAGUUGUGGAUAAAUAUCCUGCAUGAGAGCCUGAAAUAUGGGCUAGCACCAAAAUCUUGGACUGAUUAUUUACAUUUAACCGUGGGUGGAACUUUGUCCAAUGCUGGGAUCAGUGGACAAGCAUUUCGCCACGGCCCCCAGAUAAGUAACGUCCAUCAGCUGGAAGUAGUUACAGGCAAAGGAGAAGUGAUAAAUUGUUCAGAAAAGAAGAAUGCCGACCUCUUUCACAGUGUUCUUGGAGGACUCAGUCAGUUUGGCAUCAUUACACGGGCAAGAAUAUCACUGGAACCAGCACCUGAGAUGGUCAAAUGGAUUAGAGUGCUCUACUUGGAUUUUGCCACAUUUGCAAGAGACCAGGAGCAUUUAAUAUCUGCUAAAAAAACAUUCGACUACAUAGAAGGAUUUGUAAUAAUAAACAGGACAGGUCUGCUGAAUAACUGGAGAUCAACCUUCAAUCCACAAGACCCAGUACAAGCUAGCCAGUUCAAGUCAGAUGGAAGAACCCUCUUCUGCUUAGAAUUGGCAAAAUACUUCAACCCAGAUAAGAAAGAUGCAGCAGAUGAGGAAGUUGAGGAUGCAUUGUCUCAGUUAGAAUAUAUUCCAUCAACACUUUUCCAAUCAGAAGUUGCAUACGUGGAUUUCUUGGACAGGGUUCAUGUGUCAGAGGUCAAACUACGGGCAAAAGGCUUGUGGGAAAUCCCACAUCCUUGGCUCAACCUCCUCAUCCCCAAAAGCAAAAUACACGACUUUGCUGAAGAAGUAUUUGGAAAAAUCCUCAUAGACACAAGCAAUGGCCCCAUCCUUAUCUACCCACUUAGCAAAUCAAAGUGGGACAACAGAACUUCUGUUGUUAUUCCAGAGGAAGAUGUCUUCUACUUAGUGGCCUUCCUUUCCUCUGCAGUGCCUUCUUCCACAGGAAACGAUCACCUGGAACACAUCUUAACUCAGAACAAAAGGAUUCUAGACUUUUGUGAAACAGCCAAUCUUGGCAUGAAGCAAUAUCUGCCCCACUACACUACACUUGAAGAAUGGAAAACUCACUUUGGCCCACAGUGGCAGGCUUUUGUCCAGAGGAAAUAUGCUUAUGACCCUUUGGCAAUUCUUGCUCCCGGCCAAAGAAUAUUUCACAAGACAGUACCCUUCUCUUGACACUAGCACUAUUCAUUUUACAAAAGGAAAUGGCUCCUAUUGCAUGCAUGGAGGUACCUUAGCGGCUUAGCCCUGAGGAUGGAAAUUGAUAGUCAUCAUACUCCAUCAACUGCCCUGUGCAAAUGGGGGGG
Molecule: messenger RNA, 2432 nt
Organism: Tripterygium wilfordii
Lineage: Eukaryota; Viridiplantae; Streptophyta; Magnoliopsida; Celastrales; Celastraceae
Product: cytokinin dehydrogenase 6-like
Exons: 5
Coding region: 703-2301 (532 amino acids)
Biological process (GO): cytokinin metabolic process
Molecular function (GO): cytokinin dehydrogenase activity; FAD binding
Source: RefSeq, a predicted model, not a curated record